AUGGACUCAAUCGACAGACUCAAAACUGGCUUCGCCGCGCUCCCAGAAGAACUUCGCCUAGAAAUCUACAAAUGGAACGCAAAUUGUAUGGUCCUCAAUACUGUUCCUGGGAUCAAACAUAUCCAGCAAGCUGCCGGCGACACAUUGUAUGCGCUCGACCGAGAGAAGGAAGCACGCCUUUUCGUGCACUGGAAGGGCAUCAAGCAGUUGCCUCGCCUCUUACAACUACUCGCACAUACGUAUACAUGGGGUAAGCGCUGGCUUGAAGCCAAUCCACCAAACGCGACAGAUGGUCAGCAAGAUUGGGUGCGAGUCAAAAAGUCAACUUCGCAUGAUCUCAACACACUACUUUACGAGUAUCUUAAUCCCAGCCAUUACAAGAGAAUUUUCAGCGAACUCGGAGAUCCAUCACGAUUACCUACGCUUUCCACACUGGUACGAGACUGGUUUAGUGAUAUUGCUACGAAAUGCAAUACCGCCGCCCCGAUCCCCCUGAGUACAGCGGAACGACGUCUCCUGAUCGAAUUCCUGGAGAUGACAAUGGACAAACUACGGAACCCAAGCACGAGCGGAGAUGUCGAAAUAUAUAUUACCGUCCCCACAGUAGACGCCACUUAUGCAGACCCUGACGACCAGACCAGGGCAUUCCUCAUCUCGACAAUCCCCUUCGCACUCAACCGCACCCAACACAGACAGUACACCUCACUUCCAGCACCAGUCUCAGACAUGUCCGCACCACCGAAGCGCAAAUGGACCCGCGGCGGCAGAGGAGGAGGCCGUGGAGGCGGCGGCGGUGGCGGCGGUGACCGUACCAAUGGCACACCCGGGCGAGGACCUGCGAACGCUCGCUCGACCAUGUCGCAGCAACCAAAACGUCCUAGAGUCGAAGACACGCUGCCGAAGCCAGAUCUGGGCGUCGACGUACGGCAGAUGUACAGCACUGCGGCGGGCGAUGCGGCACCGAAGCCCUUCGCCGACCUGAAGAACAAGCUACACCCAGCGUUGCUCAAUGGCUUGGACAAGAUGGGAUUUGAAUACAUGUCCCCUGUUCAACAAAAGGUUCUCACUGAGCUGCCCAGUUCCUCCUCCGACUGUGUUGUACAGGCGAAGACUGGUACGGGCAAGACCGUGGCCUUCCUACUGCCUGCGAUCCAAAAUCUCCUAGCCGGUAACAUGCCCCGCAAAGGCAAGGUCGCCAUCCUCGUCGUCUGCCCUACCCGCGAGCUGGCUCUACAAAUUGCGAAGGAGUGCAACGGUGUCACAUCGUGUCUGCCCCAGAAGAUGGAGUGCCAUACUGCGUUUGGUGGUACUUCCCGUGCUUCGAACCUUAAGGCCUUCAUGAACGGCAACCCUACCGUCUUGGUCGCUACUCCCGGUCGCCUUGACGACAUUCUGGGUGAAGAGGAAGUUCGCGAAAAGUUCAGUGAUCUGAAGACAGUUAUCCUCGACGAGGCUGAUCAGAUGCUCGAUGCCGGGUUUGCACCUGCGGUCAAGAAGAUACUCAGGCGCAUUCCCCCAAAGAACGAUGGCUGGCAAGGAAUGUGUUUCUCCGCCACACUCCCCAAGGAGGUUCUUGACAUCGCCAAGAUUGUCUUAUUCCCUGGUUACACACAUCUUUCGACUGUCGACCCGAACGAAGUGCCGACCCACGAGCGCGUACCACAGUUCUUCUUCUCUGUUCCUACUGUCGGUCAGACUUUCCCUGCGUUGUCAGCCCUGAUCGAGGAGGAGUACAACCAGAACCCCACCGGCUUCAAAGCCAUUGUCUUCGGUACCACCGCGAACGGUGUCGGACUGCUGUAUGACCUCUACCGAAAUGCGCUACCCCAGUUCAAGCUAUUUGAGCUCCACAGCCGCAUGUCUCAGCCUGCACGCACACGCACUACCCAGGAAUUCAAGGACGCUCAAAGCGGUGUCUUGUUCGCAUCCGACGUCGUCGGGCGCGGCAUGGAUUUCCCCAACGUUGGCCUCGUCGUUCAGCUGGGUCUCCCCUCAAGCACUGACCAGUACGUUCACCGUGUCGGCCGAACAGCUCGUGCCGGUAAGGAUGGACGUGCCGUCCUCGUUCUCUUCGAGCAAGAAGCCUUUUUCCCAAGGAUCAACAAGACGCUGCCUAUCAACCCUUACCCCGUCGACCUUGUGUCACGUCUACCCUCGCAUCAAGCAAACAUUGACCGAGCCUUCACCAAUGUCGAUGAGCAAUCGAAGGCAAAGGCGUACCAGGCGUUCCUUGGCUACAACAAGACUUUCGUCAAGAAGCUGCAGAUCUCUACGGCCGAUCUAGUUCGUCUCGCUAAUGAUUACGCGUACACGAUGGGCUGCCCCGAGCCGCCCAUGUUGGAGAAAUCCACAGUCGGCAAGAUGGGCCUGAAGGGAAUACCAGGUCUCAGGAUCGGGUCUCGAAGGAACUAA
Molecule: messenger RNA, 2412 nt
Organism: Alternaria ethzedia
Lineage: Eukaryota; Fungi; Ascomycota; Dothideomycetes; Pleosporales; Pleosporaceae
Exons: 4
Coding region: 1-2412 (803 amino acids)
Cellular component (GO): mitochondrion
Molecular function (GO): nucleic acid binding; ATP binding
Source: RefSeq, a predicted model, not a curated record